Loa loa (African eye worm) is the source of this 873-nucleotide messenger RNA. RefSeq lists its product as hypothetical. The coding region runs from base 1 to 873 and encodes 290 amino acids. The record is from RefSeq and is a predicted model, not a curated record. The transcript is spliced from 7 exons. NCBI's taxonomy places the organism in Eukaryota, Metazoa, Nematoda, Chromadorea, Rhabditida, Onchocercidae.
AUGGAAAACUGCGAUGGGCAUUACAAGGUUGAUAUGGGAACACGCGUUACAUUACGUCUCUUUAUAGUUAUAGCGAUACUGAAGUUGGACGAUAAGUGGUUUCAUUGUUUAUCCUGUUCUGUUAAACACAACUCACACAUUCAGAAAGGUGCCAUGGUGGUAAUAGAGGAAAUGAAAGUUCUGGGACAACAAGACUUAACAAAAACUUCAAUGGCAAGACCGACCACUCGCCGCAACCGUUUCUUUUGGGAGCUAAUCGUUGCUUUUGUGUUGGUUGUCUCCGCUGCUGUUUUUCAAACAUUUCAUUUCUUCAACAAUGCAUGGUUGGUGCAGACGAAUGGUUCAUAUAUCUAUCAGCGUGGUUUAGGAGACGACUGUGUGAAAAAUAAUGAAUUUUUGAAUGGAAUUAGAUGCACAGGUUGGUUGGAUGGUGAAUAUAAUACCUUCGUUACCAAUGGUCAGGAUAUUACUACCUUGGAUGUUGUUCCACCUUCCAUAGGACUGAGGUUGGCACGCGUUCUCAUGAUUUUCAGCGUUUUAUUAUAUUUAGUCGUUAUUUUCUCUUUGUUUUUCACUUGUGUGGAACGCGAUCUCAAAGUGCAGAAACUCUUAUGUGGUGUGACUAUAUCGCUAGUUUCCAUCAAUUUGCUCAUUAUAUUCCUCGUUUUGGUUAAUAGCUCAGAACCGUUUAUCAAAACCAUGAAAUACUGUUCGCUAGGUAGUGCAUUUUACUACUUUCUCUUCUCGUAUUUGUUGCUGUGGAUUGGAAGCGCAGUACACUUUGAUUCUUGGAUCGACGUUUACAAUGAUAUGCACACGAACGAUCUGCCGAUGAGACUGCUAGGUUACACUCGGAGGAACGGAACUUCAUAG